AUGUUGAAACUCCGGCAAUUGCAAAAGGAAAAACAGCAACAGUUAGCAGGACAGUCAUCGGCACCUUCUGCAGAGGCUCAAAAGCCAAUCAAAGCAUCUCAACUGCGUCUCCGCAAAGACCUAGGGUCGCUCGACGUGCCCCCGUGCGUUCAAGUUGAUUCCUCCCGUUCUGACUCAGACUCCAUCGUUUUUCUUCGAAUUUCGCCUGAUGAGGGAUGCUACAGACGCGGUACUUUCAAUUUCCAGCUUGUUUUCAAAGACACGUAUCCCAUGGAUCCGCCUAAAGUAACUCUGUUGGCUAAGAUCUUCCAUCCCAACAUCGACAUUCAGGGCAACGUCUGCUUGAACAUCCUUAGGGAAGAUUGGUCCCCUGUUCUCGACCUUCAGAGCAUUGUUAUAGGAUUACUCAUGCUCUUGUUAGAGCCUAACGCUUUGGAUCCGCUCAACAAGGAUGCCGCUAAUGUCCUAAAUGCCAGUCGUGCUCGCUUCGAGCAACUAGUCGCAGAUUCCAUGCGGGGAAGUGUAGUAGAUGGACAGUACUACGAUAGAGUCGUCUAG
Molecule: messenger RNA, 558 nt
Organism: Lachancea dasiensis
Lineage: Eukaryota; Fungi; Ascomycota; Saccharomycetes; Saccharomycetales; Saccharomycetaceae
Source: the annotation of a GenBank genome assembly